Molecule: messenger RNA, 852 nt
Organism: Adineta steineri
Lineage: Eukaryota; Metazoa; Rotifera; Eurotatoria; Adinetida; Adinetidae
Source: the annotation of a GenBank genome assembly
AUGAACAAUUGCUCAAUUAUUAUUGCAAUAUGCACCCUAACAUUGAUUGGACUGUUAUUAUUUGUUAAAGAUUCACAUUAUAGUGCUCAAAUAUAUCAAAAUCUUUGUCGAACUCCUAAUAUAACUUCAGAUGGUGUGAAUUAUCGUAAAGAACAAAUUUCAGAUGAGCAUUCAUUUUUACGCGUAAGUCAACAAUAUAGAACAGACAAAGUUACUACUCAUCAUUAUGAAGUACUUUAUGAGAAAUAUAUAAGAAAAUAUGUAGGAUCUAAUUUACAUAUACUCGAAAUUGGACUUGGAUGUGGAAUGGAUUAUGGAGCUGGAGCAUCAGCACAUGUAUGGCGUCAAUAUCUCGGACCACAAGCAAAUAUUUAUUUUCUUGAAUUCAAUCGUGCCUGUGGUGAAGCUUGGCAUAAAGCUCACAACUCGAAGUUGAAUAUCACAAUGUUCUAUGGCAGUCAAGAUGAUGUAGCAGUUUUAAAUAAUAUAACAUCAACAAAAGGUAAAUUUGAUGUUAUUGUUGAUGAUGGUGGUCAUACAAUGAAUCAACAAAUUACUUCGUUUAAUCAUCUACUACCAAAAGUUCAAUCGGGUGGUAUUUAUGUUAUAGAAGAUUUCGGCUUGUCCAAGCGUAACGCUGUUACUGUCGCGUUACGUGGACAAGCCGAUUUACUUACUAGUUAUAUGGACGUAGCAGGUGGUGGUUAUCUUCGAGCUGGAACAGCAAUCGAACUUAUUAAAACAUUAGUUGAUGAUAUUCAAGGUGCUUCACCAAAAAAGGUCACAAAUAUGGGCAGUAAAAUACGUUCAUUUGAAAUCAGCGAUGAAAUAUGCUUUUUUACUGUAAAAUAA